Messenger RNA from Penicillium macrosclerotiorum, 3066 nucleotides. RefSeq names its product putative calcium transporting ATPase (Pmc1) (gene pmcC). Gene Ontology annotation, biological process: calcium ion transmembrane transport; intracellular calcium ion homeostasis. The record is from RefSeq and is a predicted model, not a curated record. Gene Ontology annotation, cellular component: intracellular membrane-bounded organelle; membrane. The coding region runs from base 1 to 3066 and encodes 1021 amino acids. Gene Ontology annotation, molecular function: P-type calcium transporter activity; ATP binding; ATP hydrolysis activity. The transcript has 8 exons. Lineage: Eukaryota; Fungi; Ascomycota; Eurotiomycetes; Eurotiales; Aspergillaceae.
AUGUCAGAAAAAGACGAAAAGGAAGCUUGGCUUGAGGCUCUCGCCCCGGAUCCCCACUUUGAAGAGGACUUCCACGUUCGCGACAACAAAUUUGCGUUCUCCCCCGGGCAGCUGAAUAAAUUACUCAAUCCAAAGUCCCUUGAGGUGUUUUUUGCCUUGGGUGGACCGCAUGGUCUAGAAUAUGGACUCCAGACUGAUCUCAUUGCUGGAUUACCAGCGAACGAAACGGUUCUGCCCCGCUAUGCAACAAUACAAGAGGCGAGACAGGCUGCAUACUCCAGAACAACGGGAACAUCGUCUAAAUCACUACAACGUCCAAAUAGGACAGUUGAACCCAGCGGAACGGCGACUCUAUUUGCGGAUCGACACCGAGUCUUUGGCACGAAUGCACUCCCUGAAGCCAAGAAGAAGACGUUCGUUAAACUUCUCUGGGAUGCUUACAAUGAUAAAAUCAUUAUCCUACUUACAAUCGCUGCGAUUGUCUCGCUCUCCCUUGGUAUAUACGAGGCUGCGUCUGGGCAAUCUCAGGUGGACUGGAUCGAGGGUGUGGCAGUCUGCGUCGCUAUAUUUCUUGUUGUUUCUGUAACUGCCGGGAACGAUUGGCAGAAGCAGAGGCAAUUUGGGAGAUUAAAUAAACGCCAACUCGAUCGCGAAGUGAAGGUCAUUCGAUCCGGGAGGACGAUUCAGAUGAAUAUCAGUGACCUCACUGUUGGCGAUGUAGUUUGUCUCGAGCUGGGUGAUGCAGCUCCGGCCGAUGGAGUUGUUAUUACGAGUCAUCAGAUUAAAUGCGAUGAGUCCCUUGCGACCGGCGAGUCCGACCACGUCGAGAAGUGUACUGGGUUUAAAGCUUGGGAUGCUGCUGGGUCAAGAGAAGACCUAGACCCUUUCAUUAUAUCAGGUACCAAGGUUCUCGAGGGGUUAGGGAAAUAUCUGGUUACAAGCGUCGGGGCCCAUUCAUCAUAUGGCCGGAUCAUGGUCUCAUUAGGAACCGAGACAGAUCCAACGCCAUUACAAGUGAAGCUUUCGCGGUUGGCAAACUGGAUUGGGUGGUUUGGACUCGGAUCGGCUCUGUUGUUAUUCACUGUCUUAUUUAUUCGCUUCCUGGCGCAACUCUCUGGGAACGAUGAGACACCGGCGAUGAAAGGCCAGCACUUCAUGGAUAUCUUGAUUGUUGCUGUCACGGUGAUUGUAGUGGCGAUCCCUGAGGGUCUACCACUUGCUGUAACACUAGCAUUGGCAUUUGCCACUGGCCGAAUGUUAAAAGAGAAUAAUCUUGUUCGACUAUUAAGGGCCUGUGAGACAAUGGGAAAUGCAACUGUGAUAUGUUCUGAUAAAACCGGAACCCUUACCCAGAACAAGAUGGCUGUCGUGGCGGGGCUCUUUGGCUCAAACCAGACAUUUGGAAAGAUGCCGUUAGAGAACACUGAUACAUCCGUCUCGAUAUCAAAGACCUUGAGCAAUUUCUCGUCUUCAUUCAAAGAAAUACUAGUCCACAGCCUUGCACUGAAUACAACCGCCUUCGAAGAGCAACAAGGUAACGACAAGAAGUUCAUUGGCAACAAGACUGAAGUUGCUCUUCUCCAGCUAGCACAUCGGGAUCUUGGAAUGGACCUUUCUGAAAUUCAAGCAACUAGCCAUAUCGUGCAAGUCUAUCCCUUCGACUCAGCACGCAAGACAAUGGCCGUUAUAUAUGGCCAACCACAACAGUCAGGAUAUCGAUUUCUUGUUAAGGGCGCACCGGAGUUUCUCCUCACUGCUGCCUCUCAUAUGAUCUCGCCAGGUCCAGAGAAAGAGGCAUUAGCUACUGUUCUGAUGUCACCCAAUGACCGCCGCUUGAUAUCGGAAAGAAUAGACAAUUAUGCGCGAGCCUCACUACGGACAAUAGGAAUUGCGUACAAGGAUUUAACAAAUUGGUCAGCGGCGAGCCAUGAUCGCCGAUGUAGCUUUGAUGAGGUCUUCAGGGGACUGACGUGGAUUGGAGCAUUCGGGAUCCACGAUCCACUAAGACCUGAGGUUUCGGAAGCGAUCCAUAAAUGCAAUUCGGCCGGAGUUCAGGUCAAAAUGGUUACAGGCGACAACAUAAAUACUGCGCUCGCAGUCGCCAAAUCAUGCGGCAUCAAGACAGAUGAUGGGAUCGCGAUGGAGGGGCCCGAACUACGGAGGCUGGGAAUGGAUGAGCUAGCCUUGAUUAUUCCCAAAUUACAAGUACUUGCGCGCUCAUCACCGGAUGACAAGGAGCUCCUGGUAAAACAGCUCAAGCGCCUUGGAGGGAUUGUCGCUGUGACAGGGGACGGGACGAAUGAUGGGCCAGCAUUGAAAGCCGCGGAUGUUGGAUUUUCCAUGGGGUUAAGUGGAACUGAGGUUGCUAAAGAGGCGAGCUCGAUAGUUCUUUUGGAUGAUAACUUCAAGUCUAUCGUGACAGCGAUUGCAUGGGGAAGGGCUGUGAAUGAUGCUGUGGCCAGGUUUUUACAGUUCCAAAUUACCGUCAACAUUACGGCAGUCAUCCUUACAGUGAUAACGGCGAUUUACAGCAGCAAAAAUGAGAGCGUAUUCAAAGCCGUUCAGUUGCUCUGGCUGAAUCUUAUCAUGGACACCUUCGCCGCGCUAGCUCUAGCAACCGAUCCUCCGACAUCAGAUAUCCUCCAACGCCCCCCAACACCCCGCAAUGCCCCCCUUUUCACAGUUAUAAUGUGGAAAAUGAUACUGGGCCAAUCGAUCUAUAAGCUUGCAAUCUGCUUCGCGCUCUACUUUGCUGGACAUUCGAUAUUCAACUUUGAUAGAUCCAAUCAUGCUGAAAUGCUGCAACGAGACACGAUUAUUUUCAACACUUUCGUUUGGAUGCAGAUCUUCAACGAAUUCAACUGUAGACGGCUUGAUAACAAAUUCAACAUCUUCGAGGGUAUACACAAAAACAGAUGGUUCUUCGUGAUCAAUCUAAUUAUGGUUGGCGGUCAGAUACUGAUCAUCUUUGUCGGUGGCACAGCAUUUGGCGUGACAAGGCUUUCAGGUUGGCAAUGGGGUGUCUCACUCGGAGGUAAUGUUGGGUGUCUGUACCACGCGAACUAA